Alligator sinensis (Chinese alligator) is the source of this 8607-nucleotide messenger RNA. It is a transcript of the gene TMED8, whose product is annotated as transmembrane p24 trafficking protein family member 8. The record is from RefSeq and is a predicted model, not a curated record. The transcript is spliced from 7 exons. Bases 493 to 1239 code for a protein of 248 amino acids. Lineage: Eukaryota; Metazoa; Chordata; Crocodylia; Alligatoridae.
CCUCCUGACUCGGGGCAGCACACCCGGCUGCGCCAGGCCGCCUUUGGGCCUCCCCGGGGGCUUCCUUUGCGCUGGGGCCGGCCUCAGCCCGCCCUCGGCUCGGGAGUGGAGCGUCCUCCUGCUCCUGCAGUGCGGGUCCGAGGGCUCCUUUCUCCCUCGAGCAGAAGUCCCCCCCUCCCCCAGGGUGCCCGAGGCUCAUCCAGGCCCUAGCAUGCAGUCAUGAAGAUGUGGGAGCUGUUUUUUUCUAAACCAUCUUAGGUCAGAGAAUGAGUCGUCAGCCCAAAAUCCUGAACCUGCAAUUGCCUCGUUGGAGUCCAAGGCUUUGCCGUGCAGAGGCCGCAGAUUGGAUUACCGAUAAAUACAGGCUCUGUAGAGAAUUCCAGAAAAGAGGAUAAUGCAUCAGAGGACCAGGAUGUGGCCAGACCUGGUGAGACGCUUGCUGACCAGAUACAGCCCCUUAAGGAGCAGAGAACCCCAACUCACAUAAAUACGAUGUUGAAAAUUGCAGCAAGAUUCAUACGGCUUUUUUUGAAACGUUGGAAUAUUGGUCGGUUAGCUGAGCCCAGAAGUUAUCCAAAGGAAGCCAUAGUGCAGAUGACCAACUACCGUGUGCCUCAAGGACCAGGUGAUAUUGUUAUGAUACAGUCAGAACACACAGGUGCAGUGGAUAUCCUCUCCGCAGAGCUGGAGACUGCAGACCUCCUCGGUGAGCAGAGGAAAGCUCAGCCGCCACCUCUGGCUCCAGCCUCCACUUGGACCACUUGCAAGAUGAAGGAAUUCAAGACCAAAAUGGGAAAGGAGAAGAAUGGUCGGAUGGUGGUGAAACGGGGUGAGGUGGUGACGGUCCGGGUGCCAACCCACCCUGAUGGGAAGCGUGUCUGCUGGGAGUUUGCAACAGAUGACUAUGAUAUUGGCUUCGGGGUCUAUUUUGACUGGACUCCUGUCACCAGCACUGCCAUUACUGUGCAGGUCAGUGAAUCAAGUGACGAAGAAGAUGACGAGGAAGAGGAGGAGAUUGAAGGACUCACCCCAGUUGGAGAUGUGGAAAGGGGCUCCAAGAGCUAUCUGCGAAACCGCUAUGGUGAGAUCAUGCCUGUGUAUCGGAGGGACAGCCACCGUGACGUGCAGGCAGGCAGCCAUGAUUAUCCAGGCGAAGGCAUCUACUUGCUCAAAUUUGACAACUCCUACUCCCUUCUGCGCAACAAGAUCCUGUUCUUUCAUGUAUAUUACACCAGCUGAGGGAGUAGAGGGGGCAAGGACAGCAGGCAGGUAACAGUGAGCAAAGCAGGCUUCCACCCAGGACUGGUACCCAUAACUGCCGUCAUCAUGUGGCUAAGUCUGAGGCAAGGCUCUGCCUGCUUCUCUUGGAUACAAAGCUUUCUCCCCUGCUUCACCCCAGCUUGCCCUGAAUGAGAGGGUAGCUGUGGCUGCACAGGGGUCAUUUUAGGGAUUCCAUCAAUUUAAUGAUAGCCUGCAAGUGCAGAGGAAUGGACUCAAUGACCCAGGAUCCCCCUCCCUGUACUAUGUUCCAGAAGCCACUCUUGUGCAAGGAUCACUGGGACUUCUUAUGAUAGCCAGGACAUUGUCAAAGGUCAAAUUCAGGUAGUUAAAGUUUCUGUUGCACUGGUAUGAAGGGAAGCUGAGAGAUCCUUCUGCCCCCCUCUAGCUGUAUCUGGAACCACCAGGAGACAACUGCCAACCACAUUUUGCUAAGAGAAAAGCACCUGUUGGGUAGUUGCUUUAUACUUGCAUCCUUUUAGCACUGCUGCACACCAUCACUAGCCAGGUGGCAAUUAAUUCCUGUGUGGGGGUUCAUCCUGUCCACGCAUGCCAACUACAGCCCGUAUUCUUUGUCCCCAUUUAUGAUUAUGCUCAUGCCACAACUGUUAGGCCCAAGGCAAGAGCCUGGUAGUUGUGUAGUGAGCAUUAUAAGAGGCCUGUGCCCAAACUUUGCAGAGGGAAUAAAUCCUUGUGGGUCAGUUGAAAAAUUUCCCAUGGGAAGAGGAAAGCAGGAUGACUAGGGAGUUAGAUACUAGAUCUUCCUGACUGGGGAGACAUGUAAACAGCUAAAACUUAGAUCAUUUGCAAUAGUUUAUCUCUAACUUGGGGAAAAAGGAGUGAUUGUGUUAGGCAAGUGCAAAACUGUUAGAGCCCAGGCUAACACAUCCCAAAAAGACUUGGACACACAGGAAAGUCAGCCACAUCUAUGCUUGCUUUGAGUCGGUGAACCCCUGAGACCAUUGCUAACCCAUAACACAUUGUAUGGACUGCAGCUCCUUUCAAUACCGCUGGUACCUUGCAGUGGUUAACAGUGGCAUUAAUGGUCACCCUCUGUGCCAGUCAUGGCAACAGGGAAAAUGAGGAUCAAAAUAAGGUUUCAACAGAUACACUUUAAAAUAUCUUUAUUUGGUAAAUCUUUUAAGAUUUUGAAUAUGUAUUUGAUGAUUAUUUAAGAACAUUCCUGUUUAAGGAUGCUCUUGCAGUUGCACUUCGGUGCCUCUGUCUGCAGAUGCUGAAUGAUUUUUUUGCAUAAUUUUGGGAUAUUUCCAGCCAGUCUGUCUUGAAAAGCCCUUUAGGUAAUGUCCUUCUGUGCAGAUACAUUGCCCUCUGUAGACAGGGGGAAAGCGAAGACUUAAUUUCAUAAAAGGUGCAGUCAUUCCCUAGUUAUGCCAUACUCAGCAUUCAGGAAAGUACUGUGGAUUCUCAGGCCCUUCUUUUAAUAUGCUCUGUCUACUUAAGUCAGUGAUUCUCAUCCAAGGUGCCAUGGCACCCUGGAGUGCCUUGAGAUGCUUUCAGGGGUGUCAUGGGGUGCCACACACUUAGCACCAUUAGGUGUGCAAACAUGAUUCACAAGAUAAACCUAGAGACUUCAACUAGGAAUUAUUGGUAUUAAAACCAUUCUGACCUGCUGUGGGGUCUUUUUGAGCUCCUGGAAACAGAAAAAUUGCUCUAUUUUUCGGUAGUCAAAAAAUGAAAUGAGUGAAAACCUAAGAGCUGGCAUUUUCCAAGGGGGGCCUUGAGUCCAAAGAGAGAUAGAUGUCUCAAGUGUAAAACUGUUGAGAACCACUGUCUUAAGUACUCUCGGUUGGUGGGUAGGUCAGAGGCAGGCAUACAGUUGAGCAGCCUAUGCCAAAUCACUCGGGUGGGCACCAGGUUUAUCUAGCUGCAGGAUUAAGCGAAGGGCAGAACUAUUGCUGUUUUAAAGAAGCAGCAGCCUGCUCAUUAGUCUUAAGAGUGAAGGCAGAAGAGGGCAGCUGAUUUCCUUUUUGCAGGGUGGGGGAAGGGGGGGCAUAAGCCCAGUUCAGGAAAAAACUGAUGUAAAAUGCAGCUGCCUUACUGCAGCAGGGGCUCUGCAAGGAGGGGCAGUGACAGGCAUUGAUGCAUUUCAGAUGGAGGCCCUGCCUUGCCCUGUGGCAUAGGCAGUGGUCCCUUCAACCCCAGCAUGGCAGCAGUCUGGUGUGGGCCCCUCCCACAGGCCCAGUGCAACUGAGAAAGGCCCUUCUGCAUUCCAUCCACCUCAGGUUUUUUUUUCUAAACAAACACAUAGAUAGACCUUUCACCUUCCACAAACAGCCAGUAUAUGACAAUAAAUCUCAGUGCUGCUGUCUAUAGCAACUGCUGAAUAUCUGACCUUGUGGAGGACCACACAUGCACUUGGGAGCAGUCUAAAAUAGGACCUUAGUAAAGAAGGGAAUUAGCUUGUGCAUGCUUAGGUACUCGAGAGUUGGUACCCUUGAUUCUCUGUUAUCAAGCUAUAGUGUGGGCUAGUUUGUUAGCAGCAUCCUCAGGAUGAACUGUUCCCCUUAGGCUGUGUUCCCUCUCUCACCCGUCAGCUGCUUAUUUUUCCAUGGAUCAUUAUGCUAGCCAUUUGUUAAGAACAUGAUCAUGAAUGUUUGUUUGAUUUAUGCACUUUAUUUUUUUGUAGUUCAGCCAAUAAGAGCUGCCUCAGUCAUUUGGACAGCUGAGAUCAUUGAAAGCAAACAGUGUGUGUAGACUAAGCAGACCAACUGCUUGGUAACUAACAGCUGCUGUUCCAAAGGGUCUUUAGCAAAGGUAGACUGUUCAGUGAAUGGAAAUCCCAGUGUUCAGUCCUGGCUGUCUGAAAUGGGGAUAGAUCUUUCAUCAGUACUUCCAGUUCAUUCAUCAGACUUGCUCCCUUCUUGUUACCUUGUUGGCUGAAGUCAAAUGGUAUCUUCAUAUAGGGUGUGUAAUUCCAACCUGCUGUAGGUGCCGAUCAUGUUACCUCAUUGUGCCUGUAGGCACAUCUGCUGCAUGAUAGAGCAAAAAAGGCCUUGAUACUCUUCAUUUUAAGAUUUUACUGAAGUAGUUGGUAUUUUCUCUAAGCACAAUAGAGUUUUAGGCAUGUAAUAAUUCGUCUACAAUACAGAAAAGCUUCACAACUACACUAAAUAAGUUAAACCUGUCUAGUCCUUUAGUGUUCAAAUUAUGUAAACACUGUUGUGUUACCUAGGUACCAAAUGAAAUAAUUUGGGUGACUGAGAGAGAACACUUUUCUUUGGAAGGGUUUGCAGUUCUUAUUAACUCCUAGUAAAACUAGUAAUUCAUCCUUUGAUUUUGAUGAUGCCUUUCUACUUCAUGAAAGUAUCUGAUUGGCAUCCUUGCUGUAUGGCUUCUGCCUAAUCAGUUACUUUUAUUCAGCACAUGGCACAGAAAGCAUAAUUAGUUCAAAGGCAUAAUGUCUCUUUUUUCUCCACCUUGCUCAGAGAGAACUUCCUUUUUACUUUUAAGGGUGUACUUGAGACUUUCAAUUUCAGGCAUGAAAAGCCAAGUCCAAGAUAAAAACUGAGUUUUGAAAGUGAUGUUAAACAUCAUGUUUGCUUAAAGAAAAAACUGCCUUAGUUUAUCAGGGGUGAAAGUUUGAAGUGAUUUAAAGCUGUUUCUUUCUAGCCCCAAAUUUUGGGAGAAGAAAGAGAGACUGGAACCAGAAAGUAAAUAGACUUCUGUUGUGUUUGGCAAACUGGGGACUAGUUUUUAUGACUGAUCACAACAUUGUUUUUCCUCCUUGGGUAAGCACCUGCUUUGUGAAUGUAAUGUGGCUUUGGGAGUAAUAUUUACGUACUAGCUUUAGUAGCACGAUCAGUCAAGAGAGUGAGAAGACUUUAAUUAUUUUAAGUGUUCAACGAUAAUUACUUAAAUACUCCCUAUCAGGCUGUGAUGAGAUGAAAAGAAUUACUCAUAGAUACUGAUUGAUCAAGAAUUACUGAUGGAUCUUACUGAUAGAUCAAGAAGUACUCAUAACUCUCCUUUCUUUGGUGAAGUUUGUUGAGAACAGUAGAAAUCAGAUAGUGUAUUUCAUGUAGGUCACAGAAUGCAAACCUUGAGGCCCAGUUUCUACUUAAAUUGGAAGUCCAUGGAUGUUUUGCCAUUGGAAUCCUUAGAACAGGGUCAGGACCUUGGUUCUCAGGCUGUUUUGAAGGCUGUUAAGGGUGUUUGUGUCACUUCUGAGCUAGAUGCAUAUCAAUGUUGAGGCCUACUUAAUUUUGUGUUAUUGCAUUGGUAAAAAGUUUUCCAAAUGUUAUAGGUGGGAAGAAAAUGCACAUGUAGGCCUAGGGGAGAGAUUAGAUUUUUGUUUUUGGACACCUUGGGAAGCAAAGAAGAGUUUCUCAGUACCCUGUUUAUUCUAGAAACUACGGCAACUCCUAUCUUUCUAACUAUAUGCAUUGUGUUUGCUUCCUUUUCUGACUGUGCGAGAGUGACCCACUUGGUUGCAUAAGUUACUUCUAAGGGGUCAGCUAUAGAAAUGGUGGCUAGACGUGGAGUUGGGGAGGGGAUAGAAGAGAGCAUGUCUUGUCUAGUAGCUCUACCUUGGUGGUUCUGGAAGAAGAGCUCUUCUGUCCUCCACCCCAGCACUCUGCAAAGAUCUCUGCACUUGUCCACUUGUAUCCCAGGUGUUCCUCUGCCCUCUCCCUCUCAAAUAAGCCAAUCUCUAAGGAUUUAUCACACAGUGCCUUAGGAACAAGAAGUGUCUGAAACGAGCCAUAGACCUCCUCAUUUAUUUGAAUUAGGGCCCUGCUUGCAAAGUUGUCCUCCCUGCCUUCUCUGCCCUGUUCCUAAAGAACCUCCUGAAGAUGGCUUAUGAGGUUGGGGAUUCCAUAGGAUUUGUUCUUGGAGAAGAACAAAUCCUAUCUGCUCUGACUGCCUUAACUGUAUUACUUUGCAUCAUGUAAUAGAGCUGGAAGCCUGAAUUUUCCAGUACUAUGGGAUCUUUGGCUUUAAAAGGUGUCUCUGCUAAUUUAAGUUAUGCAAAGGGUUUUGUUCUCUUGAGGGAGAUGCAGACCUUUGUGCCAAGCCUAAGUAGGGGUUGUGACCAUGCUAACCCAUCAUAAAUAGCAGACCCCUGCAGCCAUUCAGCACUUCUAAGCUAUCCAAAUCAACAGUUGUAGUCAGUGUGCUGUUGUGUACUACGGAACAGAUAAGCAACGGGUGAAGUGAGCUUGGGCUCACCAAAGCUUACAUAUAUCUCUCUCUCUGAUUUCGUUAGUCCAUGGGUAUCAAAGAUCUAGCCCACAGUGCUGCUGGCUGCAGUGCAGAACGUAUUGAAACUGGCUCAUGUGGCAAGCAGAGCCUGUCUGUGACACGCUGCAUACAGUGCCCAUGUCAAACCAGAUUUGUGUGUCGGAGCCAGUGCUUUUCUGGGUUGGGAGUGCCCAUGCUGGAUCCAGGGCGUGCCCUAGACUGGCCCUGUGUGCUGCGUGCUUCUCUGAGCUGGAGCUGGUGUAUGCUGCACACAGCAGGGAUCCAGGGCUGGCCUGGAUUGGGCCCAUGGACUGGCUCUGCAUGUCAGGGCCAGCAUGGGAACCACGUGCAGUGUGUGCCCCAGACCAGUGCCACAUGCCAUGUACCCCACACAUGGCUGGAGCAGGCAUGUGCUACGCACAGUGCAUAGAGCUAGAGCUGGCAAGUGCCCCGCAAGCAGCAUGCUCAGAUGGUCCAAGGCAUGCACUGCAUGCGGUGCCUGCACCAGCUCAGCCCUGCAGACUGGCUCCGUGCCACUCAUCCGGUCCAGGGGUUGAAUGAAUUUGAUAUCCCAGAGUUAGUUUAGAGGGUGCAAAUCUACGCUGCCUUUUUCCUGACUUUGAACUAAUAUGGCUAACUACCUCUCACUAGGUGGGGGACCAGAGCUGCAAAAUACCUCUGAACUUUAGCUGCAAGGGCAGGUAGUUGGUUAUACCUUUCAGAUGUGAUGGAACCUUGGGCAUGGGCUGUAUCCAGAAUCCAUGUUACAGGUUUACUGGGGGUAUCCAAAGAACUUGAGUAGGGUCAAAUUGAAAACUGAGUAAAAGAAACACUUUCCCAUGGUUUAAUCAGACUAUGUAACUCAUUGCUCUAUGAGGCCAGUAAUUUAGCAAGAUACAUAUGGGUAACAGUACUUAGUGCUGCCCUAGACAUUUUUAACUAAUAGUUUUAGACAUUCCCUGCAUCAAGGCUCAAACCAAUCUACUGCAAAGCAGGUAUGAUCUGGCCUGGUCCCAUAUGGUGGAUCCCAUGUGCAGGGCUGGCCCCAAGCACUGGCGUAGUCUGGUGCAUGGGGCCCUGUUAUCUGGACUGUGUAGUUCUCCAUGGCUUGGGAAAUUUGUUGUUGGGGGGAGUGGUGGCAGCAUUCAUUCCUACAUCCCUGGGAGUGAUUAAUGUUACCACCACUUCCCUGUCAUCAUGUUUCUGGACCUGUGGAGAGCCCCACCUGGCUGGGUGAUACAGCUCCUCAGGUUGGAUCUGACCCAUGGGCCAUAAAUUGAGCACCACUGCUAUAAGGUGUGGGGAAGAAAUUUCCCUGAGGGACAAACUAUCUCACACUUGCUCACUACAGAGUUACUGUAGAAGAAGGUUAGAAUAGUCAGCUGCUGGCCAUUGAAGAUGGAAUACUGGUCUAGGUGGACUGAGUGUCUGAUAUUUGGCACUUCCCAUGUUACUUUCUGGGACUUACCUGCUAUUCUCCCAGAAGUAUUGGCUUAAGGACUGUGCACUUGUUCGCAGGCAAGAAGUGAAAUGUUUGGAACAAGAAUCACAAAUUCUAUCUGGUUUGUGCCCAUCUGGAAUGAGGAAGUUUGGUCCCUGGACAAGGAGUGUGGUGCCAGAUACUGACCACUAAGCCUGGAGCUGAGGAAGCUUUCCCAAGCUACAAAGCAGUCUCCUAGCAACUUUGACCAACAACAGUCUGCAGGGUGGAGAGCCCAGGCUCCCACUUCACAGCAACAUACCCUUUGUGCAGCCUUUCAUUAGAUAAUGUCUUGUAGCUGGGCACAUAUAUUUUAAGACUUAUUUUCCUGUAAUCUGUGGUGGCUCUCAUCAAUCCUGGUCUGUGUGAUGUGAAUAUUUUUAAUGUCUUGUUACUUCAGAGUUGAGCUCUCUGCACCAAAAUGCUGCUUUUUAUGUUUUCCCAUGAGAUUAUUUUUAAAUAUAGAGGAUAUUUUACCAAAAUAUGGCACUGAAUGUUUAGCUGUCUGGUGCAAAUGAAAACUAUUUAUAGUGUGCUUGCUGUUUCUCUUAGGCUUAGUUUGUCUUUUUCUAUUUGGCACAGUGUGGCUGUUUUGUGAUAUUGUGUAUUAUUUAAGGUCCAGACUCUUCAAAUAAACUUUUUGCUAUUCA